AUGGGCUAUGUGAAAGUGGAUAGUGUGAAAGACAUCGCAACCACAACCACUUCAAGAGCGGAAGUUAUCAAGCAAGCAAAAACCCUCAAGAUACAAAAGUUACGGGAUAGUGUGAAAGACAUCGCAACCACAACCACUUCAAGAGCGGAA
Messenger RNA from Funneliformis caledonium, 150 nucleotides. Lineage: Eukaryota; Fungi; Glomeromycota; Glomeromycetes; Glomerales; Glomeraceae. The record is from the annotation of a GenBank genome assembly.